Polypterus senegalus (gray bichir) is the source of this 1239-nucleotide messenger RNA. Its product is annotated as hydroxycarboxylic acid receptor 3-like. Gene Ontology annotation, molecular function: G protein-coupled receptor activity. Gene Ontology annotation, cellular component: membrane. The transcript has a single exon. Bases 1 to 966 code for a protein of 321 amino acids. Lineage: Eukaryota; Metazoa; Chordata; Cladistia; Polypteriformes; Polypteridae. The record is from RefSeq and is a predicted model, not a curated record. Gene Ontology annotation, biological process: G protein-coupled receptor signaling pathway.
AUGAAUGACUGCGCUUUAAGAAACGACUGGCUGCCCGCUGUGCUAAGACCAGUACUUAUAAUCGAGUUCAUCGUCGGACUCCUUGGGAACGGACUGGCCCUUUGGAUCUUCUGCUGGCGCAUAAAGACCCUGAAGUCAAGCACCGUCUACCUGUUCAACCUUGCCGUGGCGGAUUUUCUUCUCAUUGUGUGUUUGCCUUUCCGCACCGAUUACUAUAUAAGAGAACGAGACUGGAUCUUCGGUGACAUCCCUUGCAGGGUCAUGCUGUUUAUGGUGUCCCUGAACCGAGCGGGGAGUAUUGUGUUUCUCACAGUAAUCGCCGUGGAUCGUUAUUUCAAGGUUGUGCAUCCCCAUCACAUGUUCAACGUGCUAUCAAAGAGCUAUGCAGUCAAGAUUUCACUUCUGCUUUGGGGUCUGACUGGAGUAAUGACCGUCUAUUUAAUGACGGAAUCCCAUUUAGAAGCGGAAGGAGAACAGAACUCCUCUGUUCAGCACUGCGAGAGUUUCAAGUUAGGCGCAAGAGCUGUCGGGACGUACCUGUGGCACAUCACCUUCUUCAUUGCAGAAUUCAUCGUCCCGCUUUGCAUCAUUUUCUCCUGCACCCUGUGUAUCUCGAAGGAGCUCAGGAAGCGGGGCAUGACUAAAGAUCAACGGAUCACACGGGCACUGCAGGCGGUGCAAGCUGUUGCUGGAGUAUUCAUCUUUUGCUUUCUGCCCAGCAGCGUUGGAAUUAUAGUCGUCAUGAUCGCUAAGAGUCUAGGGAACUGUCAAGCGUACCAACUCGCAGGACAAAUAUUUUAUACCAGUUUGUCACUAACCUACUUUAACAGCAUGUUGGACCCAGUUGUCUAUUACUUUUCAAGCCCCACUUUUAGGCAAGCACUAAAGAAUGUCACCUCUAAAAAAGAACACAGUAAGCAGCGGGGAACCAAUCGCUCGAAAGAGUCGGAUACCAGCAGUGUUUAAGACAUGUCAAGUGUAAAGAUGGACGCGAACGCUACUAAUUGGCAAAAAAUGACCUAGUACUUUGAAAUCAGGAGUGAGUGCGUCGGAAAAGAAAAAUGAUACACAGUGGGGCUUGCUUUGCUGAUACGCAGGUAUUCUGUUACACACAAGUCUGUAUUAUCUUGCAGCCCAUUGGCUGCAGAGAACAAUUAGUUCCCAAUCUGGGUGGGACACACCAACACAAGGUGUAUCUUUGCCUUUUUUGACAAUGCCGAGUUGAAACUGAUUAUUAUG